GGGUUUAGGUGCACUUGUAUAUUUGGCAACACUACCUGCUGAUAAGGUGGUGGCCAGGCAGAGGCAAUGGUGCAGUUCACACCAACUGUUGGCAGGCAGAGUGGGCACCAGCUGGUUUAGGUGGUGAAACAAAAUGUGAUUGAGAACAUUGUGCCCAUCUUGAUUGCUGUGAAACAUAAGCUAGAGGAGCAGCGAUCACCACUCAUGAAACAUCUCCUUCUUUACUUGAAGGAGCUCAUGAAGGAUUAUAAAAAUGAGGUGAGGGAGAUCCUGGCAGGAGACAAACAACUAGCAAAGGAGAUAGAAUUUGACUUAAGGCGGUUUGACAAAGAGCAGUGGGAAGAGAAGAAUCAGCGUGAAGAGAAUGAUCAAAGAAUCCCAAGUAGAGAGAUCAGUAAUAAAGGCAGUAACCAUGAUACUUUGGGUUCUUCACCAGUUUUGAGAGAGAGAAGGUUAUCAGUAGUAGAGGAGCAAGAUACUUCAAGACCUUCAACAACCUGUCUGCCUCCACCAGCAAAUAUUAAAGAGCUGCACACAAGGGCUCAAGUCUUUAGUAAGGAUGCUACUGCUAGAAGGAAAUCAGUAAGUGUUGCAGGCUGUGUGGAUGGUAUAAGAGAGCCAACCAAACUCUUGCAAGCAACUGUAAGGUUGCGUAGAAUUAGUAUUGCUGAUUUCAGAGAGCAUAGUUGUGAUGUCUUUCCAACCAGGGAGGAAACAACACAUGUUGAUCCUCGUGCAAUUGGAGGAUAUUUGCCACAGGAGGAGGAAGGAGAAGAAGAGCCAAAUGAGAAAGAAGAAGCAAUGAAAGAGAAAAUGGAAGGAGAAGAGGAGACAGUGGAAUCAGCAAAAGAUGAAAGCAGGGAAGGACCAAUAAAAAACAAAACACGGUCAGAAUUACUCAGAGCCAUCAGCACUCCUUCUACUGAGAGAACACUAAUUAAUAACUUGACUUUUGUCAAUGAAACUCAAGAAUUGAGUGCCAUUAACAUAAAUUCUACAGUUGCUUCAGAAAAAAGUAAUGCUGGGGAGCUGCAGCUUCACUCUACCAGCCCAACAUCUCAUAAACAUGAAUCUGACUUCAGCCGCCUCCGCAAAACUUCAAAAGACAUGCAGCAAGAUCCUAUCGAGUCAAGCAAAGAUAAAGCAAAAGGUAAAAAGAAGGUCACAGGACAAUUGUUUGAAUCAUUUGAAGCAGAAAGUUCUCUUAGUGAGGCAGAAUCCACUUAUGAGAGUGAUGUUUCAGCAGUUACAGCUCAGAGUGCUGUUAAGAGAAAUGAAGGGAAGAGAACUCGGCAUGUGGCUUCCCUAAGUCCUGACCCAGAAAAAAACAAAUCUAACACACAGACUGAAAGACCUAAACUUAAGAAACACAAAAAAAAGACAUAAAAGUGUACAUGCUGUUUAUGUUAUCUGUAAUUUUAAAGUUGCAAAGGCUUCAUUUCUGUUGUAAAGCAUAAAUAAUCUUAUGCAUAAAAAUUGUAUUAUAUAUUAAAUUUCGCCUUUGGUAGCAUUCAUUUACUGUGUUUCAUUAUUCUAGUGAGUUUAUAAAUAUUUUUUACUGCAUAAA
Messenger RNA from Scylla paramamosain (green mud crab), 1567 nucleotides. RefSeq lists its product as uncharacterized. NCBI's taxonomy places the organism in Eukaryota, Metazoa, Arthropoda, Malacostraca, Decapoda, Portunidae. The coding region runs from base 205 to 1386 and encodes 393 amino acids. The record is from RefSeq and is a predicted model, not a curated record. The transcript is spliced from 3 exons.